GUUUGAAAACGUCCCGACGCAGCCGAGCCGCGUCUCAAGUGCUGCAAGUGCGGCGCGUUUUCGGAAAUGGGCCGGACAGUGCUGCCGCGCGCCCCGCCCGCCUUGCUCUACUGCUUAUUUUCGGCCCACCCCCUUCCGCUAUGUCUAUUGCAGCCUGCCCGGCCGUUUGACCUAUCGGCGCUCGCAACAGCUUCUGCGUCCGUGCGCGUGCUUCUCCGCCGGCACAGCCGAGCCCGCCAGCCACUUGCUUGGGUUUGUUCUCUGAUGGCCUUCGACCCGGCAGUGGUUGCCCGGGCGCGGUCGGGCGACUGGCGCCCGGUUUUGCGCCGUGACAACCCGCGGCGGGCAAGCGCGGCGGCAUUUCCUGCUCCUGUCUGGCUGUUGGUUCGGUGGGCUUUGUUUUCUACCGCGCGGGCGCGACCCUGUCACCAAGUUCGGAAGCUAUUGGCGUAGCGCUGUUCUUAUGGCUCGCCGUUAUUGAGAAAUACUACAGCCCGGCGCACGGAUGAUCCGUGAUUCCCGACGGGCAGGUCCAUGCGCUGAAAGAUCU
This is a messenger RNA of Amoebophrya sp. A120, 550 nucleotides long. The record is from the annotation of a GenBank genome assembly. NCBI's taxonomy places the organism in Eukaryota, Dinophyceae, Syndiniales, Amoebophryaceae.